Messenger RNA from Lepidothrix coronata (blue-crowned manakin), 741 nucleotides. RefSeq names its product DNA fragmentation factor subunit beta-like. The record is from RefSeq and is a predicted model, not a curated record. Gene Ontology annotation, biological process: apoptotic DNA fragmentation. Gene Ontology annotation, molecular function: DNA endonuclease activity. NCBI's taxonomy places the organism in Eukaryota, Metazoa, Chordata, Aves, Passeriformes, Pipridae. The annotation marks the transcript as partial. Gene Ontology annotation, cellular component: nucleus; cytoplasm. The transcript has 5 exons.
AGCUGGCGGGGAUGUGAGUGCGGGGCCGGGCGGGGGUCCCUGGGGGCAGAGCUGGCGGGGAUGUGCCAGCGACAUCGAGCGGCUCCUGGCCGCGCUCUGCAGCCAGCGGGAUGCUCUGGUGGAGGCCGCGAGGAAGCUGCUGACGGAUGAGCGGGCUCCCCGCAGGCAGAAGCUGCUGGCAGAUCUCAUCCACAACCUAAGCGAAAACAUCCUGGCCGAGGACAAGGAGGACGACAAGAAGUGGUUUGAAGGGCUGGAGUCUCGGUUCAAGAACAAAUCCAGCUACAUGAGGCACAGCUGUGAGAGCAGAAUGCGGGGCUACAUGAGAGAGGUUAGUGGUUUUAUUUCAAACGUUCAUCCUGCAGCAAGAGACGCCUACAGAGGGGUAAUCGACCUGAUGGCAGAGAAACUGAAAUCUGUGAAGUAUAACGGGUGCUACUUUGACAGAAGGGAGGAGGAGGAGGCAGCACGUCUGUGCACUGCGGAGGGGUGGUUCUCCUGUCAGGGACCUUUUGACAGAGAUGACUGCCCGUGCAAGCAUUCCAUCAACCCCUACAGCAACAGGGAGAGCAGGAUCCUCUUCAGCACCUGGAAUCUCGAUCACGUGUAUGUACAAAGUGUUAAUCCAGACUUACCUGAUUCAUGCCUUUCUGCUCCAUCAGGAAUGGUUUAGCCUUAGUCUUUACCCCCCUGCUCUGCUACGAAUAUUUUGUGAGAAAAGGUGCUGGGAUGCUGCAGCUG